This is a messenger RNA of Pundamilia nyererei, 1827 nucleotides long. It is a transcript of the gene irak4, whose product is annotated as interleukin-1 receptor-associated kinase 4. Gene Ontology annotation, biological process: protein phosphorylation; signal transduction. NCBI's taxonomy places the organism in Eukaryota, Metazoa, Chordata, Actinopteri, Cichliformes, Cichlidae. The record is from RefSeq and is a predicted model, not a curated record. Gene Ontology annotation, molecular function: magnesium ion binding; ATP binding; protein serine/threonine kinase activity. Bases 280 to 1605 code for a protein of 441 amino acids. The transcript is spliced from 10 exons.
CACAUACUGUAUUAUACCAUAGCACUCAAUCUUUGCGUUUCCGCUUUGUAGGUGGAGACCUUUUGUAGGACAGCCCUGCUGUUUACGUUUGGGGAAGUUGCUCAAUAUCGGAAAACACAUUUUCUUUUAGGUAUGUGAGCAAAACCUAACUGUUUGCGAUUUUUCUGGGUUAAAGAAUCCACUCGAUGGAGUAUAAUUAACGUCUUCAGGUCUAAGAUCAUGACAACAUGACUGUUAGAUAAAACCCAAUCUCAGGUUUGGUCACAAGCUCCCCGCAGAAUGGAUAAUCCAGUAACUUCCGCUACUUAUAUUCGCAACAUCGGUUUUCGUUUACGUCGCAAAUUGUCCGAUUUUUUGGAUCCUCAGGACAGGUGGAAAGAAGUUCUUGUAGAUAUACAGAAACCGAGCGGGGAGCCGAGGUAUUCCCAGCUUCAUGUCAGGAGAUUUGAAGGUCUUGUCGCGCAGGGUCGCAGUCCCACAGUGGAGCUGCUCAAUGACUGGGGGACCACCAACAGCACAGUGGGUGAACUUGUGGACAUUUUGAAGAGUCACGAGUUACUGGCUGCUGCCAGUGUUCUGCUACCUGGUAUGACUUUUAAAAAGUCCAGUCCACUGGAGACACAAACCCAAAGCACUGCUUCAACCAGAGUGCUGGAAGAGAGAGAUGUGCAGCAGCAGCCCGUCACCACUGUGCUGCAGCUUCGAAUGCCACAGGAGAACACCGAACCAAUACACACAGGCUUCUCCAGUUUCUUAUAUAGUGACCUGAUGAGGAUCACAGGCAACUUUGAUGACCGGUCCACGUCAGCUGGUGGCAGCCGAAUUGGAGAGGGAGGCUUUGGGACGGUAUACAAAGGUCUCCUGAAUGACAAACCAGUUGCAGUGAAAAAACUCAAUCCAGUGGAUGACAUGCCCCUGGACAAGUUGCAAGAUCAGUUCAACCAAGAGAUCCAGACUCUGAAAGUGUUGAAACACGAGAACUUGGUUGACAUGGUUGGAUUUUCCUGUGACGAACAGCACCUAUGUUUAGUGUACGCUUUCAUGGCCAAUGGAUCGUUAUUAGACCGACUGGCUUGCUUUGAAGGAAGUCCUCCACUUUCCUGGCACCACAGGUGCUUGAUAGCAGAAGGGACAGCCAAAGGUUUGGAGUAUCUGCACUCCAACCAUCACGUCCACAGAGAUGUUAAAAGUGCGAACAUCCUGUUAGAUGAACAGUUUGUGGCCAAAAUCUCAGACUUUGGUCUGACGAGAGCAUCGGCCAAGCGAACCUCGACAACCAUGAUGACUGAGAGGAUCGUGGGUACCCGUGCGUACAUGGCACCGGAGGCGCUAAGAGGAGAGAUCACACCAAAAUCCGAUGUCUUCAGUUUUGGAGUGAUGGAGAUGAGGUAUGACAUAGAUGAUGAAGAUGAGGAGCUGACUCUGGAGGAUUUUGUGGACAAAAAGAUGAAAGCCUGGGAGCUGAGCCAGGUGGAGAGUAUUUACUCCUUGGCAUGCAACUGCCUCCAUGAGAGGAAAAACAGACGGCCUGUCAUCAGACAGGUUUACGCGGAGAUUCACGGAGUCGUCAAAAACAUUGCACUGGAUCUUGAUAGAAAGGCGUGAAGCAAAGCAUCGUGGGAAUUGUGAGCUUGCUUCAAACUGCAGACUGACAGAAGAAUUACUGCACUGUUUUUUUUAAAGGCAUGUAGCUUACCUGUGUAAUUGCUGUAAAAAUACUGCUGAAUACAUUUCUGUGCGGCCUUUAAACAAAUCUAAUGGCCGAACUCUUUCAGAAUGCUGAUUGGUUGUUCUUCCCAGUGUUAAAUGUAUUUAUUACGAACAAUU